Myxocyprinus asiaticus (Chinese sucker) is the source of this 3917-nucleotide messenger RNA. RefSeq names its product type I phosphatidylinositol 4,5-bisphosphate 4-phosphatase-B-like. NCBI's taxonomy places the organism in Eukaryota, Metazoa, Chordata, Actinopteri, Cypriniformes, Catostomidae. The record is from RefSeq and is a predicted model, not a curated record. Gene Ontology annotation, molecular function: phosphatidylinositol-4,5-bisphosphate 4-phosphatase activity. The coding region runs from base 106 to 906 and encodes 266 amino acids. The transcript has 7 exons. Gene Ontology annotation, biological process: phosphatidylinositol dephosphorylation. Gene Ontology annotation, cellular component: lysosomal membrane; late endosome membrane; phagocytic vesicle membrane.
UCAUGUGACACUUCCUGGAGGCUUUACUUUAACGCAUCGCUUUUGCUCUCCGUAACAACAUUUACCAGAGGCAAAACCACAGCGGGAUCAACGCCUGGUUACGGCAUGGCAGACGGGGAGAGAUCGCCUCUGCUGUCAGACAGUCGAGACGGAAUGAACGGACAGUCACCGGGAGGUGGGACGUACAGACCGCCGAUCAAACCGCAGAGUUUUCCACCAUUCCCGUCUGCACCUCCACAUCCCUCUUCAGUGUUAGGAGAGGCUCCUCCAUUAUACUCCUUGCUGGGCUCCCCAGAGAGUGGCAGUGAUCCUGUCAUCAGCUGCAGAGUGUGUCAGUCACUUAUUAGUGUGGGGGGGAAAAUCCACCAGCAUGUGGUCAAAUGUGGGGUCUGCAAUGAGGCUACACCCAUAAAGAAUGCUCCAGCAGGAAAGAAAUAUGUGCGCUGUUCCUGUAACUGUCUUCUCAUCUGCAAAGUCACCUCGCAGAGGAUCGCCUGCCCCCGACCAUACUGUAAGCGAAUUAUCAAUUUAGGUCCUGUUCAUCCUGGUGCAGUGAGCCCGAACCCUCAGCCUAGUGGUGCCAGAGUCUCCUGUGGCCACUGUGCUAACACUUUUCUGUGGACAGAGUUUACAGAUCGGACAUUGGCACGCUGUCCACACUGCAGAAAAGUCUCAUCAAUUGGCCAGAGGUACCCUAGAAAGCGGAGUUUGAUAUGUUUCCUGUUGUGUUUGAUCUUUACCACAGCAACUGUGGGAUUGAUAGAGGGUACGUGGCAGCUGGCACUUGGUAAUAAGGGGAUAUAUGCUUCCUGGGCAUUUUUCAUUCUUCUGGUGCUGAUCACUUUGCUCAGAGCUCUGCAUUGGGCCUGCAUGAAAAUCAGUGAACCCCUGCAAAACUAUUCAUAAUGUGAGAGAGACAAAAACAAGGAGUUUACAAAUGAAGUCCAAAUGAAGGAGAAAACAGAGCAAAGAUUUGAGAGAGUUAUACUCCAUAUAAAUGGGUGAAUCUCAUGAAACCUGUUAUGAAUAUCACCAGGUCAUAUUUAAUCCCAAAAUGAAAAUACAUAAAUAAGAAGUUAGGUUUUACAAUAGAAGCCUAUUUUUGCAUUUUGCAUUAUUUUCAUAUAUUUAAACACCUUUAAAGGGAUAGUUCACCCAAAAAUGAAAAUUCUCUCAUCAUGCACUCACUCUCAUGCCAUCCCAGAUGUGUAUGACUUUCUUUCUUCUGCUGAACACAAACAAAGAUUUUAGAAGUAUAUCUCAGCUCUGUUGGUCCGUACAAUGCAAGUGAAUGGUGACCAGAAAUUUGAAGAUCCAAAAAGCAACAUAAAAGUAUCCAUAUGACUCUGGUGGUUAAACCCAUAUCUUCAGAAGCGAUAUGAUAGGUGAGAAAUAAGUCCUUUUUUUUUUUUUCUUUUUCUUUUUUUUUUUUUUUUAGAACUACAAAUCUCCCCAUUUACUUUCACAUUCUUCUUCUUUCGUUUUUGGCAAUUUACAUUCUUUGUGCAUAUUGCCAACUACUGGGCAGGGAGGAGAAUUUAUAUUUAAAAAAGAACUUAAAUGCUGAUCUGUUUCUCACCUACACCUAUCAUAUUGCUUAAGAAGACAUGGAUUAAACCACUGGAGUCAUAUGAAUUACUUUUAUGCUGCCUUUAUGUGCUUUUUUGGACUUUUAAAGUUCUGGCCACGAUUCAGAGUGAUGAGAAAUUUUUCAUUUUUGGGUGAACUAUUUCUUUAAUUGAUGUAACAAAAAUGUAAAACUUUAUUGCAGUACAUUUGUGAAUGUGCUUAAUUGUCUUGAAAAUAAUGAUAAUUCUAAAUAUUUUCAUUUCCCUAUUAUUAUUAUUAUUAUUGUUGUUGUUGUUAUCAAUAAUAAUAGUAAUAUAAAAUGUCAUAUUUUUUUCUUUUAAUUUUGGAAAUGUGACAUGGACGUGAUUUUGUGAGAUUCACCCAAAUAAUUUUGUUGCACUUUCCUUUUUUCUUUGCAAUGCUCCACUCUUUAAUUCCAAACCUAACAUGUCCACAUUCCUAAUGGGAAUUCACUUUCAAAACGUUGCACACAAUUUAGAUAAGACAUGCAGCAACAAAUAGUUUAUGACUUUUAAUAGGACAUUAACUUUUAGAUUAAUUGCACAAUCAGUAACUGCUUAAAGUCAUUAAACGAUAAUUUUUUACUGUACUGUGUACAAUACUGUGAAGGCAUUUUAGAAAUAUACUGGAGCAUUUAAGUUGCACUGAGAAUUCUGUUAUGACUAAAUUGCUGACAGAACUUGACAGAUUGCUGACAGAAGUGCCUCACGUGACCGCAUGUUCUAUGAUUUAUAACCAGUAAAACAACUUAUAAGCUUCCAGUUUUUUAUGCAUGAAGAUAUUGCAACUUGCCAUUUUUUGCUUAAAUGCAGGAUAAACAGUUAAAGAAUUUUAAAAUGAACAGUAAAGCUCAAGAAAAAGGAAAUGAAAAUGCCACAUUGAAGCAUUUGGAAGGUUUAAGAGGAAAGAGGACGAACGCAGUUCUUGUUUUAACUUAAAGGUGUAGCUCAACCAAAAAUGAAAAUUGUGUAAUCAUUUACUCACCCUCAUGUUAUUCCAAACCCCAAUGACUUUCUCUCUUCCAUGAAACACCUUGAAUUCUCUCUGAUUGUGGUAGUAACUAUAUAAAGGGCCUGAAUCAAGCUGAUAGAAUAUUUUGACAAUGUGACACUUGAUGCACUUUAAUGUAAUGUAUUAUUGGAAUGUGCUCUAGUAGACUGAAUAAUAAGCAAUGAUGAAGUUAAUCAUUCCUUCAGUAUAGUUUACUGGCAUCUUAACUUUUGUGGUUCAGUGGAUUAAUUGGGUCCUCUUUAAUGUCCAUGCCGGCCCAAGCUUAGACCAAACCCUUCCUCUUUCUCCUCCUACAAUAAUCAGGAUGUCAUACUGGCAAGGGUGUAGAUUUUUCUUUAACAUUGCAGCUUGAAGCAUUUACAUGGGGGGGGGGGGAGGUUGUACUUGCUUGUUUUGAUUACUGGGGGGGAAUCUACACCCUUGCUUUAUGGCACCAAAAUAUGCUUUGCUUACUAACUACAAAAAUCUAUCUCAGAAUAUCAGACUAUAUCCAUGAUAUUAUCAGUAAUCUGGAGAUUAUCUAAUUAACCUUGUGACUUUUGUUGAUGCUGUUUUUUAGACGGGCAUUGCUGCUUGUUAUUUAGACAAUUUGUGGUUGUAUAAUUAUAUAGCUGCAUUAAAAUCUUUUCCGACUGAAUAGUAUAGGUAGAGAUUACAGUAAAAUUUAAUACAAGUUUAACAAUUAAAAAAACAUCUGCUAUGUAAAGAGUUAAUUUAUAUUUUCUAUCCUUUGCAAAAACUGCACAUAAAAACCUUAAUAUACUAUCAAAUGUAAAUAUUCAUUGGCAUACCGUCAAAGAGAAUUAAUUUGAUUAACUUAUAAUUAUGUGAUCAGAUGUAAAUGUAACCAGUGACCAAUCUUUUAGGCUCAGUCCAGUUUAAACUAUGCUCUUCAUGUUCAAUACUGAUAUACAAACACUGAAUCCUGUACGUAUUCUAUGAAAAGCACAGGUUACCAGUGAGUUUUUAGUUUUACAGAGUUUAUGAUUUGUUUACAUGUGCAACUGUGCUGUGCAUUUACUCAUUUAAUUUACACUCUUUUGUUGAAAAUGUAUUAUAUGUUGUUAAAUGUAUUAUAUGCACUAACUUUUUUGCUAUACAUAGCUACCUGAUCCUACCCAUGUCAUAGUUGAUUUUGUUGUUGAUUGUUUUUGUACAUUUUUUUGUGAUUAAAAUGUUUUAACAAACUCAUAAAUAUGUGAAUAUGUGAUCCCCAAGGUUCAUUCAAAAAUACAAGAUCUAAUAAACAACAACAGUGAUCUACAGACUAGUUUUAAUGAUCAGACAAAGACUAAUUAUGAAUGGCCUACAAAUAA